AUGCGCGCGUAUGCCGGAGCGCUGUUCAGCUGCGAUGUCGCAGUGAAGCAAAUGAUUCUGGCCAUUGACGAGCAUACGCCGUGCAUUGUGAUGGAUCUGGACGAGACCCAUGUCCUUGUAAAUGCCAACAUGGUCGAUACCCUGCAGGGCAUGCUCGAAGCCGAGGUAAGUGGCGUGGCUAACGCAGUUUGA
Molecule: messenger RNA, 192 nt
Organism: Malassezia japonica
Lineage: Eukaryota; Fungi; Basidiomycota; Malasseziomycetes; Malasseziales; Malasseziaceae
Exons: 2
Coding region: 1-192 (63 amino acids)
Biological process (GO): transcription by RNA polymerase II; transcription initiation at RNA polymerase II promoter; nucleotide-excision repair, preincision complex assembly
Cellular component (GO): transcription factor TFIIH core complex; transcription factor TFIIH holo complex
Source: RefSeq, a predicted model, not a curated record